GCUACCACUCAUUUUUCAUCGAAGCUCAACCCCAGUUAUGGGAAGUUUGAAAAUACUUGCCGCAGAAAAAUAUUAGGUUCGAAUAUAUAAAAAGUCUGUGAGAUGGGUUCUGCUAAUACGGAAGGAGAUUCGAAUGGCAUAAAGGACCGACUUUUAGAUGCAGGCGCCCUCUUUGUCUUAGAAUCCAAAGGAACAUGGAUUCAUGCUGGCUUUCAUUUAACAACCUCCAUAGUGGCCCCUGCACUUCUCAGCUUGCCAUUUUCUUUUGCCUCUCUUGGAUGGGUUGCAGGAGUAAUAUGCCUUACUAUUGGGGCAGUUGUCACUUUCUACUCAUAUAAUCUCCUUUCUCUGGUGCUUGAGCAUUUGGAAUUGCAGGGUAACAGACAAAUGAGGUUCCGAGAUGUCAGCUAUCAUGUAAUGGGACCCAUGUGGGCUAAGUUCCUUGUAGGACCUAUACAGUUUAUAGUAUGCUAUGGAUCUGUUAUAGGGUGCACCCUGCUCGGUGGGCAGACUCUUAAGUUUAUAUACAUUAUCUAUCAUCCAGAUGGAGAAAUGAAGCUAUAUGAAUUUAUCGUUUGCUUUGGAGGGUUGAUGUUGAUCCUGGCCCAGAUGCCUUCCUUUCAUUCUCUGAGACACAUUAAUCUCGUGUCCUUUGUUCUCUGCCUUGCUUACAGUACUUGUGCAGUGAUCGGAUGCAUUGAAACAGGUUAUUCAGAAGAAGAUUCUGAGAAAGAUUAUUCUUUGGUUGGUAGUACAAAAAGCAAGCUAUUUGCAGCUUUGAAUUCUUUCUCAAUCAUUGCUACCACUUUUGGUAAUGGAAUUAUUCCAGAAAUUCAGUGUUUUCAGGCAACUCUGGCGCCUCCUGUAUCAGGAAAGAUGUUCAAAGCAUUGUCUAUAUGUUAUGCAGUGGUGGUGUCCACAUUCAGCUCUGUGGCGAUUUCAGGCUACUGGGCAUUUGGCAACAAGGCAGACGGAACUAUCUUUAACAAUUUUGUCCCAUCUGAAGGGCCUCUGUUUCUUCCCAAAUGGUUUCUACUCAUGGCUAACAUGUUUGUGCUUCUCCAAGGAUCUGCAGUUGGAAUGGUGUACUUGCAACCAGCAUUUGAAGUUCUAGAACGAAAAUCUGCAGAUGUGAGACAGGGUAGAUUUUCUUUGCGAAAUCUGAUACCCAGGUUGAUUUUAAGGACCUUAGCAGUAGCAAUUGCCAUACUUUUGGCUGCAAUGCUUCCUUUCUUUGGAGAUGUUAAUGCAGUGAUUGGUGCUUUUGGGUUUUUGCCAUUGGAUUUUGUUUUACCUAUGGUCUGCUACAACCUCACUUUCAGACCUUCUAAAAGAGGCAUAAUAUUCUGGAUCAAUGCCAUUAUUGCUGUGGCAUUUUCUAUCAUGACCGUUUUGGGAUCUGUUGCAGCUAUUCGUCAGAUAUUUCUAGAUGCCAAAAAUUAUAAACUUUUUGCAAAUAUAUGAUUAAUAAUAAUUCUUUUUCCUUG
Cryptomeria japonica (Japanese cedar) is the source of this 1487-nucleotide messenger RNA. RefSeq names its product GABA transporter 1. The transcript has 7 exons. The record is from RefSeq and is a predicted model, not a curated record. Bases 103 to 1464 code for a protein of 453 amino acids. Lineage: Eukaryota; Viridiplantae; Streptophyta; Pinopsida; Cupressales; Cupressaceae. Gene Ontology annotation, cellular component: plasma membrane.